Gossypium raimondii (Peruvian cotton) is the source of this 897-nucleotide messenger RNA. RefSeq lists its product as uncharacterized. The transcript has 4 exons. The coding region runs from base 1 to 897 and encodes 298 amino acids. NCBI's taxonomy places the organism in Eukaryota, Viridiplantae, Streptophyta, Magnoliopsida, Malvales, Malvaceae. The record is from RefSeq and is a predicted model, not a curated record.
AUGGACCUUGAGAAUCAAAACGAUGUUCAAGGGAAUGGAGCUGCUAAUGUUCGUAAUCAAAUCUUUAUUGCUGAUGAUAGGGAUCGAGCUAUAAGGCAGAUACCGGAGGUCGAGGCGCCACAUUUUGAAUUAAAGCCUAUGAUGUUUCAGAUGCUUCAAAUGGUAGACCAAUUCAGUGAAAUGCCCACAGAAGAUCCACAUCUUCACCUUCGAUUAUUCAUGGAGGCAUAUAUUGCUAAAAAUGAUGUCUUGAUUCAAGGCCAAGCAACAACAUUGGAGAAUCUUAAAAAUCAAGUGGUACAAUUAGCUAAUGAGCUUAGAAGCAAACUCCAAGGUGUUGUACCAAGCAACAUAGAAAAUCCUCUACUAGCCGAGUCUUCUAAUAAUCUUGAGAACUUAUUAAAAGCAUGCAUGACGAAGAAUGAUGCAACUUUGAGAAAUUUGGAGAACCAGAUGGGGCAACAAUUAGGUAUUGGUAAGGCCAGACCGACUACAGUUACAGUCCAACAUAGGGAUCGAUCUUUGGCAUACCUAAGAGGAAAGAUCGAGGAUGUCUUGGUACAUGUUGAUAAAUUCAUAUUUCCUGUUGACUUUAUUAUCUUAGAUUUUGAAGCAGAUAAAAAAGUACAAAUCAUCUUAGGGCGGCCUUUCUUGGCAAUUGACAAGACAAUAAUCGAUGUACAGAAAGGUGAACUCACCGUGCCAGUUCAAGAUGAACAGGUGACCUUUAAUGUAAUCAAUGCCAUAAGAUCUUUUGAUGAGGUUAAAGAUUGUUCUACUGUCUCCAAGGAGGAUCCGCUAGUUCCUGAAAAUUUAGAAUACAGUGACCCAUUGGAAGGUAUUUCAUUUGACUUUCCACAUCAAGAUGCGGAUGAUACAUGUUUGGAAGCUAAAUAG